AUGGCAGAGGCAGAAGCAGUGCAGCUGAAGGAGGAAGGGAACCGGCAUUUCCAGCACCAGGACUACAAGGCCGCGACAAAGAGCUACAGCCAGGCCCUGAAGCUGACCAAGGAUAAGGCCCUGAUGGCCACACUGUAUCGGAACCGGGCAGCCUGCGGACUGAAAAUGGAGAGCUAUGUCCAGGCAGCUUCAGACGCCUCGAGAGCCAUUGACAUCAACUCCUCAGACAUCAAGGCUCUGUACCGGCGAUGCCAGGCACUGGAGCACCUGGGGAAGUUGGACCAGGCCUUCAAGGAUGUGCAGCGUUGUGCCACCCUUGAACCACAGAACCAGAACUUCCAGGAGACGCUGAGGCGGCUCAACACCAGCAUUCAGGAGAAGCUCCGAGUGCAGUUUUCCACAGACUCGAGGGUACAAAAAAUGUUCGAGAUCCUCCUGGACGAAAACAGCGAGGCUGACAAGCUGGAAAAGGCUGCCAACAACCUCAUUGUCCUAGGCCGUGAGGAAGCGGGGGCUGAGAGGAUCUUUCAGAGCAACGGAGUUGCCCUGCUGCUACAGCUUCUGGACACAAAGAGGCCUGAACUGGUGCUGGCUGCAGUGCGGACCCUGUCGGGCAUAUGCAGUGGCCACCGAGCUAGGGCCACAGCGAUUCUGCACACAGUCCGGAUAGAUCGAAUCUGUAGCCUCAUGUCCGUGGAGAAUGAGGAGCCAUGUCUGGCCAUCUGUAACCUGCUCCAGGCCAUCAUUGACUCCCUGUCUGGGGAGGACAAGCAGGAGCAUCGAGGGAAGGAGGGGGCCCUGGUUCUAGACUCCAAGAAGGACCUGAAGCAGAUCACCAACCACCUGCUUGACAUGCUGGUCAGUAAGAAGGUAUCUGGCCAUGGCAGGGAUCAGGCACUGAACCUCCUCAAUAAGAAUGUCCCCAGGAAGGACCUUGCCAUUCAUGACAACUCCCGUACCAUCUAUGUGGUGGAUAACGGCCUGAGAAAGAUCCUGAAGGUAGUGGGGCAGGUUCCAGAUCUGCCGUCCUGCCUCCCCCUGACCGACAACACCCGCAUGCUGGCCUCUAUCCUCAUCAACAAGCUGUACGAUGACCUGCGCUGCGACCCGGAGCGUGACCACUUCCGCAAGAUCUGCGAGGAGUACAUCACGGGCAAGUUCGACCCCCAGGACAUGGACAAGAACGUGAAUGCCAUCCAGACAGUGUCAGGGAUCCUGCAGGGCCCCCUUGACCUGGGCAAUCAGUUACUGGGGCUGAAAGGUGUGAUGGAGAUGAUGGUGGCACUGUGUGGCUCGGAGCGUGAGGUGGACCAGCUGGUGGCCGUGGAGGCCCUCAUCCAUGCCUCCACCAAGCUCAGCCGAGCUACCUUUAUCAUCACCAACGGCGUGUCACUGCUCAAAGAGAUCUACAAGACCACCAAGAACGAGAAGAUAAAAAUCCGCACACUGGUGGGACUCUGUAAGCUCGGCUCUGCAGGAGGCACAGACUAUGGUCUCAAGCAGUUUGCUGAAGGGUCAACAGAGAAGCUGGCCAAGCAGUGCCGCAAGUGGCUGUGCAAUGCAUCCAUAGACACCCGGACCCGGCGCUGGGCAGCGGAGGGCCUGGCCUACCUCACACUGGAUGCUGAUGUGAAGGACGACUUUGUCCAGGACAUCCCUGCCCUGCAGGCCAUGUUUGAGCUGGCUAAGACCAGUGACAAGACCAUCCUGUACUCCGUGGCCACCACCCUGGUGAACUGCACCAACAGCUACGAUGUCAAGGAGGUCAUCCCUGAGCUGGUGCAGCUCGCCAAGUUCUCCAAGCAGCACGUGCCUGAGGAGCACCCCAAGGACAAGAAGGACUUUGUAGACAUGCGGGUGAAGCGGCUUCUGAAGGCGGGUGUCAUCUCCGCGCUGGCCUGCAUGGUGAAAGCGGACAGUGCCAUCCUCACUGACCAGACCAAGGAGUUGCUGGCCAGGGUAUUCCUGGCACUGUGUGACAACCCAAAGGACCGAGGCACCAUUGUGGCUCAAGGUGGUGGCAAGGCCCUGAUUCCCCUGGCUUUGGAGGGCACAGACGUGGGCAAGGUGAAGGCAGCCCAUGCCCUAGCGAAGAUCGCGGCUGUCUCCAACCCAGACAUCGCCUUCCCCGGGGAGCGGAAACGCACUUCUCUCAUCCGCAAAGUAAAAGAAAUAAUCCUACCUCUCAGGAUCAUCAUUAAGACUAAAUCAGACAAUGUGUGGGAAAGAAAAGAGAAGGAGAGAGAAAUUCUUUUCCCCAACAAUAACGCAAAGACUCUCCUGCUGGGUGACAUGUUCAUCCCAGAACCCAUCGCUGUGGUCAGGAUGCUGCAGAAGAUCUUUAAGGAGAAGGCCUUGCCAGACAUUGAGAACUACAUGUUUGAGAACCAUGACCAGCUGCGGCAGGCGGCCACCGAGUGCAUGUGCAACAUGGUGAUCAACAAAGAGGUACAGGAGAGGUUCCUGGCCGAUGGGAAUGACCGGUUGAAGCUGGUGGUGCUGCUCUGCGGGGAGGAUGAUGCCAAGGUGCAGAAUGCGGCUGCAGGGGCCCUGGCCAUGCUGACAGCAGCACAUAAGAAACUGUGCUUCAAGAUGACUCAAGUGACAUCCCAGUGGUUGGAGAUCCUACAGCGGCUUUGCCUGCAUGACCAGCUGUCAGUCCAACACCGGGGCCUGGCCAUUGCCUACAACCUGCUUUCAGCUGAUGCUGAGCUGGCCAAGAAGCUGGUGGAAAGUGAGCUGCUGGAAAUCCUGACGGUGGUGGGCAAACAGGAGCCAGAUGAGAAGAAGGAAGCCGUAGUCCAGACAGCCCGGGAAUGUCUCAUCAAGUGCAUGGAUUAUGGCUUCAUUAAACCAGUGUCUUAGACAGGGGUCCACAGGGUGCUGGGGCUCAUCUUGUGCUGUGCAGAGUCCUGAGCUGGGUACUCCUGGAGUGUCAAUUCAUCUGGGGAUCAAAGCAGUGACAAUGAAGUCUCCAUAUGAAGGAAAGGCUUGAUUGGUCCCUAAGUUAAGAACUCUCCCCUUUGUCCUGGGAAAGUUUGGUUGUUUCACUGGCUCUGUCGCUUCCUGUCUCCUUGCAUUUGCCAUGUUCCAGAAAUUCCUAGAAUAAUUUUCAUCUGUGAUUCUGAAGGCCAAGAUAAUGAGCUACAGUUCUUUAUAUUUUGGAAAUGGAUUGUAUGGCAAGAUAGGAGCUAACAGGUGUACGAAUAUAAAGGUUACUGCUGUUGUAUUUGGAUGCUGACCUGUGCUGGUUCUCAUACUC
Galeopterus variegatus (Sunda flying lemur) is the source of this 3262-nucleotide messenger RNA. It is a transcript of the gene UNC45B, whose product is annotated as unc-45 homolog B (C. elegans). The record is from RefSeq and is a predicted model, not a curated record. The transcript has 20 exons. Gene Ontology annotation, molecular function: Hsp90 protein binding. Lineage: Eukaryota; Metazoa; Chordata; Mammalia; Dermoptera; Cynocephalidae. The coding region runs from base 1 to 2865 and encodes 954 amino acids.